AUGAUCGAGGAGGAGGAGGUUCGCCUGCGGUCCGUCCUCGAGUCAGGACGGCUGGAUCAAGUGGCCGGUGUGCUGGACGACAUCGAGAUCCAGUCGCAGGACCCCCAGCCCCUCCUCAACUGGCCGCACGCGCUGCACCUCCUGGCCCACGCCUACAACCUGAAUCUAGAGGAGGGGCGCUUUCUAUGGAAACGAAUCCCCGAGUCUGUAAAGCAGGGCAACACAGAGCUGCAGUCUGCAUUUCGUGUCCUUGGGGUGCUGUGGAACCGGCAGUACGAGUGCUACUGGCCUGCGCUGUCAGGGCAUCAGUGGAGUCCCGACGUGAAGGCUUUGGUGGAUGAGCUGACGAUUCGGUUGCGAAACAGGGUGGUGGACCUCGUGUGCCAUGCCUACUCCACCAUAUUCGUUGCCAAGUUCGCAGGGUUUGUCGGAUUGACAGAGAAGCAGGCAAUUGCAAGAGCCCAAGAGGCUGGUUGGGAGCUCCUAAGGGACAAGAAAACAUUGAAAGUGAAGCGACCGGCCCCCAGCGCAAUGGCAAGGGACGGAUUCAAGAACUUGCAACAACUCACAGA
Messenger RNA from Ostreobium quekettii, 572 nucleotides. NCBI's taxonomy places the organism in Eukaryota, Viridiplantae, Chlorophyta, Ulvophyceae, Bryopsidales, Ostreobiaceae. The record is from the annotation of a GenBank genome assembly.